GAGAAAGAGUUCGGUGGAGGAGUGAGUUUUAGAGGCGCCCGGCAAGCAGGACCUGCGCCUGCUGGAGAGCGUGGCCGACUGGGCUCCUCGCCUCCUCCUCGCUCUGCUGUGUCCGCUUUCAGCACCCCGAGUGGAGAACAGUUCCCGGCAGCCCGCAGCGCUGCCAAGGGGCCGCCGGCAAGCCAGGGUAUCUGAGCCUUCGAGGGGGGUCAGAGGGACCCUCUGAGAACCCAGUGUGCACUCCACCGUCUCCCCUAUUUGGUGUGCAAGUAAACCCGGGGGGAAAGCAUCCGGCGGCCUCAGGGAGCCCUGAAGAAGCCGAAGCAGAAUGUACCAGGGACACAUGCAGAAAAGUAAAGAACAAGGAUAUGGAAAACUAAGCAGUGAUGAAGACCUCGAAAUAAUUGUUGAUCAAAAGCAGGGAAAAGGCUCUAGGGCGGCAGAUAAGGCUGUUGCCAUGGUGAUGAAGGAGAUACCGAGGGAGGAGUCUGCUGAAGAAAAGCCCCUCCUUACUAUGACAUCACAGCUGGUGAAUGAGCAACAAGAAAGCAGACCCCUCCUGAGCCCCUCCAUCGAUGACUUUCUCUGUGAAACCAAAUCGGAGGCAAUUGCAAGGCCAGUAACGUCCAAUACAGCUGUGUUGACCACAGGCUUGGAUCUCCUGGACCUGAGUGAACCAGUGUCUCAAACCCAAACCAAAGCCAAGAAAUUGGAGUCCUCAUCAAAAACUUCAUCCCUCAAGAAAAAGGCCGAUGGAUCUGACCUCAUCAGCGCAGAUGCUGAGCAGAGAGGCCAGCCUCUCAGAGGGUCUGAGACUUCAUCCUUAGAUUUAGACAUUCAAACCCAACUGGAAAAAUGGGAUGAUGUUAAGUUUCAUGGAGAGCGAAAUAGCAAGGGGCAUCCAAUGGCAGAGAGAAAAUCAUGUUCAUCUAGAACGGGAUCGAAAGAGCUCUUAUGGUCUUCAGAGCACAGAUCUCAACCGGAACUGAGUAGUGGGAAGAGUGCCCUCAACUCCGAGUCAGCUUCAGAGUUGGAACUAGUGGCUCCGGCACAGGCUCGACUGACCAAAGAACAUCGCUGGGGAAGUGCUUUACUUUCUAGAAAUCACUCCUUAGAAGAGGAAUUUGAAAGGGCAAAAGCAGCAGUGGAGUCAGAUACAGAGUUUUGGGAUAAGAUGCAAGCAGAAUGGGAAGAGAUGGCCCGGAGGAACUGGAUAUCUGAGAACCAAGAAGCCCAGAACCAAGUUACAGUCUCAGCUAGCGAGAAGGGAUAUUACUUUCACACUGAAAACCCCUUCAAGGACUGGCCUGGAGCAUUUGAAGAAGGCUUAAAAAGGCUGAAGGAAGGGGACCUUCCAGUCACCAUUCUGUUCAUGGAGGCAGCGAUUCUUCAGGACCCUGGAGAUGCAGAGGCUUGGCAGUUCCUCGGGAUAACACAGGCAGAGAAUGAAAAUGAACAAGCAGCCAUUGUCGCCCUCCAGAGGUGCUUAGAACUGCAGCCCAACAAUUUGAAAGCUUUAAUGGCUUUGGCUGUGAGUUACACAAACACUGGUCAUCAGCAGGAUGCCUGUGAAUCUUUGAAGAAUUGGAUUAAGCAAAAUCCAAAGUACAAAUACCUUGUGAAGAGCAAGAAGGGAUCUCCAGGCCUCACUAGAAGGAUGUCUAAAUCCCCAGUUGACAGCUCUGUUCUGGAAGGAGUGAAGGAAUUAUAUCUGGAAGCUGCCCACCAAAAUGGAGACAUGAUCGACCCCGACCUCCAGACAGGCCUGGGGGUACUGUUCCACCUGAGUGGAGAGUUCAACAGAGCAAUAGACGCAUUUAACGCUGCCUUAACUGUUCGGCCAGAGGACUAUUCAUUAUGGAACCGUCUUGGGGCAACCUUGGCCAAUGGAGACCGCAGUGAAGAAGCCGUGGAGGCCUACACCCGAGCUCUGGAGAUUCAGCCAGGCUUUAUCCGGUCCAGAUACAACCUGGGAAUCAGCUGCAUCAACCUGGGCGCCUACAGAGAAGCGGUCAGCAAUUUUCUCACUGCCCUCAGUUUGCAAAGAAAGAGCAGGAAUCAACAGCAAGUUCCUCAUCCUGCCAUCUCUGGGAAUAUCUGGGCUGCCCUCAGAAUCGCACUGUCUCUGAUGGACCAACCAGAGCUCUUCCAGGCAGCUAAUCUCGGCGACCUGGAUGUCCUCCUAAGAGCUUUCAACUUGGAUCCUUGAAGGAAACAAACAAACAAACAAAAAUAAAGAAUAAUAAUCCCUCACCCGUGUUAUUGUACUGAGAAAUGAAAAACUAUUUUAUUAUGAAUUUCCGAAAGGAUAAAUCAGAUAUUCAAAAGGCCAUGGUCACAUAACCCAAGGGAAUUAACGCCUACAGACAAUGCCCAGCCUCUGUUCAGAUCCAAAAGCACAAAAUGUUGUAUAUAGAGUCAAGGUCAGGUUCCAAAGAAGAAUUGAGAGACUAAAGACAAACCAAGAUAAAGUAAACUACGUGUACUCUUCACAAGUUGCAAGUAUAUUGCAAAUCCUGUUUGGUGGGGUCCCCAGUUGCAGCUGCCAGCCCAUCUGAGGAAGAUGUUCACAGGACCCAUGAAGAAAGCACUGCCUCAGAUCAGGGAAUUCUGACUGUUCCUAAACUGUCCCCUGAAAUUCCCCCUUUUGCAAGACUGAACAUAGUUUGGGCCAUUGGUGCAUGCACAUAUAUUAACUCGACUAAAGACAGGCAUUGCUUAAACCUGUUCCAGUUUUAACUUUUACUGUAGCCCUGUUUCCAGAGAGGGAGCUUUGCUGGCAAAAGCAGUUUUUGCACUAGAAAUUUUUGCUGUUCCCAAUCAAAACUUUUCUGGGAUUGUAUAUAUGCACUUUAAUAUCUUAUGUAUGCCUUGCUGGAGUUUGGUUUCGUUGCUCCAAUUUUUAACUUUGGGGGGGGGAAAGAUUUGAGAACUCAGAGUUGUUAAGAUCAACGGACCAAAUAAAUAAUUCCUGGAAAAUAGUUUUUCAUAGUGUAGGGUUUCAAAGGAGUGUUUUUUCUUAAAGCAGACAUGACAUAGGGUUAAAUGUGCAAACACAGAUCUUAUUCACAUGCUUUCUGGGACUGUAUGAACUUGGAGACCAGAUUGUGUCUCUUCAUGCAUUCUCUGCAGGAGGAAAGCUAUCAAGUGAUGAUACCGUGAUUCCUAUUGAGUUUGCAUUAACUUGCUUAAGUGUCAUAUUUUACUAGCUUUCUAACUGCCCUGCAUAACAAAAUUCCUUUUAAACUAUUCCUAUUAAAUGGUAUUUCUUAAGAGUGAUAAUACAUUUUUCCCUAAAAAGGAUGCAUUUCCUUCGUUCUAUGGUGAUCUGCACUCUUCACCUUCUUGCACUGUAAUGGAAGAUCAACAUUUUUUAACUGAACCUCACUGAAUGUCAGCCGUUUCAUAUGAAAGAUGCAUGGCCCUUUGGCUCUUAUUUUAAACGUUUAGCAAGUUUCAGGAAUUUUCUAUUGGCAGUAGUGUUUUAUUUAAUUGGUUACCAUCCACUUAGUUCUUCAGAGUAUUUUGUGUGUAUUUGAGGCUUGAUAAUUAUUUUGAUAGAUACAUUUUUUAAAUAAUUAGGAAAAAACAUAUUUGCAAAAUGCUAACCAAAAUAUCACUUUACCCAGUGAAUUUUCCUAUUGUUCUUCACUUUGUCUCCUUCCUUCCUCCAGAAACUGUUUCAAGACAGUCUGAUCUCAAGUUUUUUUUCAUGGGUUUGUUUGGGUUGGUAGUAGCUCAUUCCACUCAUGACGAUA
Molecule: messenger RNA, 3758 nt
Organism: Marmota flaviventris (yellow-bellied marmot)
Lineage: Eukaryota; Metazoa; Chordata; Mammalia; Rodentia; Sciuridae
Source: RefSeq, a predicted model, not a curated record